Molecule: messenger RNA, 1560 nt
Organism: Cladocopium goreaui
Lineage: Eukaryota; Dinophyceae; Suessiales; Symbiodiniaceae
Source: the annotation of a GenBank genome assembly
AUGAGGAUUCAGAUAGCUCAAGCUGUGAGGGCGUCGCUCAGUGGCAGAUUUGGGCUUCGCAUGGAGGGCCUGAUUCUAGCCCAAGAUGAAAUACAGAGGCAUGCAGUGGCUGUCCAGCACGCGCCCCAGAUAUUUUCAGACACGUACAACACGCAGCAAGAUUUUUCGUGGGCCAUGUUUGGGUUCAACACGCUGGCCAGGUCCUUCUAUGAGGGCGGCAUCAAGACCGUGGACUCCCAGAUGAAGAUUUGCCAGUUUUUGGACCCUUCAGAAUCUGGCAUUGUGGAGCAAGCCCGGGACUUGCUUGCGAAGCUGCCUGCGCGCCAUGCUAUCCCAAAUCGCUUUGUGGUUUUGUCUGCGAUUGUGCGCGAGCUGCUUGAGCAGUUUACGGACGUCACCGUGCAAACUGAAGGAUCCCUUUGCAAUGUGAUUCUCUUCCCCUACCAGAUGAACGGUGCUGCCAGGGGCUACACGCUGCUCGAACCGGCUCAGUCCGUGGUGUGGGCUGGCUGGGCUUUGCCAACGGGGCGCGAUGGUGCGAUCAUGCCCUUGGCUUUGUAUGCCCAGGAUGUGUUGAAAAUGGCAGCAUCGUUUCUGGAACUUGCUGGGUUGGGGCAGCCCCGAGCUGCCGUUCGCAGGUUGGAUGCCAUUGCAGGUGUAAGACCUGUCCAGUCAUUGGAGGAGCGGAACAGAUCGAUCCUGGAGGCAAGCUUCUUUCCAGGUGCCUUUGAAGAGAAGCGAGAAGCUCAUGCUGCUUCGGGCACACGGUAUGCCAUCACCACCAACCAGUUCUUGCGCAACGUUGACUUCGCAUUGGUGGAGAAGCUGGAUGUAGGCUUCGGACAGUUUCUGGAUUUCGCAGAAGAACCUGGCCCAUCUGCACAAUCCUUUUGGGUCAGCGCAGAGGGGUUUUUCUACGUCUUGUCCUUCAAGCCGGUGGCAGUCUCGCAGAAAUCAUUUGUCACGCCAAUCUGGAUGCUGCAGGCAACUUGGGCUGGUUUUUUGAAUAAUGUGUCAGAUGAUGUGGCGCAGGAGCGAGCCAUUGUGGCCAAAAAGACGAGCUCUUCAGUUGUGCUGGCAAUGCGCUUGGUGCGGCAGGCAGAUGCCCAAGGUCGGCCAUGGGAUGUCACUGUGGCAAGAUGCAGCCAGGUGCCCGAUUCAUUGAGGCGCAGCAUCUACCAGCCCAACGUGCAAGCCGACAAGUACUGCAGGCAGACAUACAAAAACACUGGCAACUUGGAGUUGGCCAAGUUCGCACACCAGACGCGCCAAGUUUUUGAAGCCGUCCCGCAGAACGUGCCCAAGAGGAAGGGUGGUGGCAAAAGCAGUGGUGGUUGGCGUGAUGAUCCUUGGGCCGAGGAAGGCGGCCCACAGUCUUGGGGUGCGUACAAUGCUGGGCCAGGCACUUACAAUGCUGGGCCAGGCACUUAUGGAUGGGGGAUGCCCCAUCCUCACCCGGCAGCUGGCUUCCCACCGCCGCCUCCAUUCCAGCCAUCCCAGCCAUCCCAGCCGUCCCAGCCUCAGCCAUCUGGGUCAUCGCAGGGAGCCUGGUGGCAGUGA